GAGGUGACGCGAAAGGCAGGCGCCGGUGUCGCGCUGCUGCUGGGAGGAAGCUGGGCCGCCUCGCCGGCCGAAAGCAGGCCGGAGCCCUGGUCGCUGGCCUGGCUUCUCCGGGCGUGGGCGUGGGCGAGGGCGAGGCAGCGGUCCCAGACGCUGCAGCGUUCGUCCAGGCAGAAGAUUAGGUGCCGGGAGCAAAGAAAUUACAUCCAAUUCUCAUUAUGCAUCAGAAAAAUGAAAAAACAGAAGAAAAUUCUAUGGAAGAAAGGAAUUCACUUAGCCUUUUCUGAGAAAUGGAAUGCGGGAUUUGGAGGCUUUAAGAAACUCUAUUUUCCCCAAAACUUGUGCUUUCUGAAAGCUAAGCUGGGAAGGCCAGUUGUUUGGCAUCGGCAGUCGAAGCAUUUCCAGUGUAAUAAGAGGGGUCUUCACAUCCAGAAAACAUGGACCCAGGAUGUACCACUUUGUUCAAAGACCAAGUCUGGAGUGGCCACUCAAAAUGUUAGUUCUUUGUAUGCCAAAGUGAAAAGAAAGGACACUAAGCACUUCAUUUCCUCCUCCAGGAGUCUCCUGAAACUCCAAGCAGAUAAAUUACUUUCUUCAGCAAAGAACUUGGGCCGUGAAUACUGCAGAGAGAAAAGCCUUCUGAAGGCAGUUACUGGCUUGUCGGCAAAUACUGUUUUAGGUAAGGCCAAUGGUCACAAACCUAGCACGGACCCACAAGCUUCAGACUUUCCCAUGAAGUUCAAUGGGGAGAGCCAAAGUCCAAGUGACAGUGGCAAGACUGUGGUUUUGAACAAACAUAGAAAACGAGUUUGUUAUGGCUGCUACCAAGGGCUAGAGCACCACAGGAACAGGAGACCCCUGAUUCCAAAAAAGUUCCAACCUAACCAACAUCGAAGAGUCAAAGUGUCUCUUAUGAUGUAUGAGAAACUAUCCAUGAUUAGAUUUCGGUAUAGGAUUUUCAGAUCCCAGCACUUCAGAACGAAAAGCAGAGUUUGCAAGCUAAGAAAAGCCCAGCGAAGCUGGGUGCAGAAGGUCACUGGGGACCAUCAAGAGAACUUUAGGGAUAACAACACUGAGGGUGGCGAUUGCAGCCCAGUCCCUUCCCUAGAACCUAAAGACCCUUGUCGGUGUCAGCCAUACUUUCCAGACAUGGACAGUAGUGCUGUGGUGAAGGGAAAAAACUGUCACGUGCCUGAUGGCCACACUAAAGAAAGUCCUGCCUUGGACAAAGAGCAUGGUUUAGAUGCAGCAUUCCCUGACCAGCAGAAUGGCAGCACCACAUACACUUGGGACCAGCCAUCCUCUUCUCCUAAGUGGGAGUGUACAGAGCAAAUUCAUGAAAUCCCUUUGAUGGGACAUCCUUCUAGUGACAACUUCACUCCGGGAACUGAAAGAGCUCUUAUGACUCUGGGGCAGGAAAGCGGGACAAGUGCUGUCAGCGAUGACGGAGUGAAGCUGUCAGUGUCUGGAGCAGACGAAUCUGUGAGUAGUGUAGAUGGGCCUGUGUCUGAGGAGCCCGCUCAGAACGAGAACUUCCAGAUGGAGGAGGAUGGGUCUCUCAGGCAGAACAUUCUUAGUUCGAAACUGCUGGACCACCCUUACUGUAAGAGUCCACUGGAUGCUCCCUUGGUGUGCAGUGAGCUCAAAGUAGAAAACCAAGUGGCAGGUGGCAAGAGUGGCCAGACAGCGUCUCCCGUGGAUGAUGAGCAGCUCUCGACCUGCCUUUCUGGGUUCCUAGACGAGGUUAUGAAAAAGUAUGGAAGUCUGGUCCCACUCAGUGAGAAAGAUGUCCUUGGGAGAUUAAAAGAUGUCUUUAAUGAAGACUUUUCUAAUAGAAAACCAUUUAUCAAUAGGGAAAUAACAAACUACCGGGCCAGACAUCAAAAGUGUAACUUCCGAAUCUUCUACAACAAGCACAUGCUGGAUAUGGACGACCUGGCAACUUUGGAUGGUCAGAAUUGGUUGAAUGACCAGGUUAUUAAUAUGUAUGGCGAGCUGAUAAUGGAUGCAGUCCCCGACAAGGUCCACUUCUUCAACAGCUUUUUCCAUAGACAGCUGGUAACCAAAGGCUAUAAUGGAGUUAAGAGAUGGACUAAGAAGGUGGAUUUGUUUAAAAAGAGUCUUCUGUUGAUUCCCAUCCACCUGGAGGUCCACUGGUCUCUCAUUACUGUGACACUCUCCAGUCGGAUUAUUUCAUUUUAUGAUUCCCAAGGCAUUCAUUUUAAAUUUUGUGUAGAGAAUAUAAGAAAGUAUUUGCUGACUGAAGCCAGAGAAAAAAAUAGACCUGAAUUUCUUCAGGGUUGGCAGACUGCUGUUACAAAGUGUAUUCCACAACAGAAAAAUGACAGUGACUGUGGAGUCUUUGUGCUCCAGUACUGCAAGUGCCUCGCCCUAGAGCAGCCUUUCCAGUUUUCUCAAGAAGACAUGCCUCGAGUGCGGAAGAGGAUCUAUAAGGAGCUGUGUGAGUGCCGGCUCCUGGACUGACACUCACUCAGCAGGGACUCCAGAAGGCGCCAUGUUGGAGCAGAUGGUUUGUUACUUGAAUCUCCAAACACUUACUGAAUCUUUACAGAUACUUCAGAUUGGUGGUAUUGGGCCACUUAUUGUUACCUCAGAUUUAUUUUUGCCCUUCAUUUCUCCUGCUAUCAUGUACUUUUUUUUUAAUGUUCAAUUUAGUUUCAUUUUUAACUUUAUGGAUUCCAUACAUCCCUCCCAUAUUUAAUAUUUAUUAUCCAAACGCAUGCAUAUAGACAGAGCAUGCAGUAAAGAGUAUUAAAAAAAAAAGCCUAGUAGAUUUGGUGCAGCUUUUGAAACAUAGUUAGAUGUGAACUGAAUACAGGUUUAAAAGUUAACCCCAGAACCUAAAAAUGCAAGAUGUUUUUGAUACAGCAUAGUCAGAAUAGAUGUUCCCCAUGGCAUAAAGGGUAGCUAGGAGUGUUGUGGAAAGCCAGUCAUGUUUCCCUUACAGCACCUUUUGCUCAUCCCUCUGAUGAGUCUCCAGCAUGAGACGCAUUCCUUCUGAAGGCCAGAGGGGCUGUUCUGCUGAGGGAUGUGGUGCUUACAAGCACAGUGCUGUUUGAGAAGAGUUAAGGUAUGAGGAAAAGCAGCUUCCUUGGGUGCCAGUUACCUUAUUUUCUAAAAAGGCAAGGGGAGGGGUUAUUUUGAUUUGUCUGAGACAAAGUCUCACUAUGUAGCCUAAGCUGUCGUGGAGCUCCCAGUACCUAGGCUGGCCUCAAACUCAAGCUAAACCUGUCUCUGUCUCCUAGUCUGGUAACAUAGUACAUACCAAUACACUCUACAGGAAGAGUCUCAUUUUGGUUUUAAGAUUUAUAAUAUGUAGAAUAAAUCUCAUGAAGGUUUUUCCUGAGACACUGAAUUUUCUUGGAUUUUUUUUUUUCUGGGUUUGACUUGUAAAAAAAAAAACAGCAUUCAUCAAACUCAUAGUUAAAUAAAUGAGAAUUUGGCUUUCAUGGAAGUAAUUCACUAGUUAUCACCUCUCUGUGUUGCUUCCCAUGUACUCCAAGGCAUUUAAAAUUUACUAAAAAUGUUUCUACUUUAAGGUAUAUAAAAUGCAAACACUCAAAGUAGAAGAUUGGCAUAUGGUCUUUUGCAGAUGGUGGGAGAAGAGGGGAGGGAGGCAGCACUGAGGACCCUGGGAGAGAGCAGUGUGGAGGGACGCUCUCCCCUGUCUUUUCUGGUGCCUCAACAUCCCAAAGAGCUCGUUUGGCUUCCACAAGAACAAGCUGAGUGCUGGACUCAAGAACCGCCUGUUAGUGAGUGGGCUGUACAGUAGUCCUGUCCUAUGGAUUAGGAAGAGGGGGAGCUUGCAUCUCUAAUCUGGCCUCUCGUGACAUGUUUGAAAGGAAUAGAAGAUGCAUAUUAAGCCGAACCAGUUUUUUUUUUCCUCCCAGAAUUGAAGGAGGGAGGCGUAAGGAACUUGUGUAGAAAACUACCAAGUACACGACAGAAGAUAGCUGUCCAGUUCGACAGAAGAUAGCUGCCCAGUUCGGCAUGAGAUGUUUGAAAAACAAAAGAGGCAAAAUGGCCGAAUAGGGCUUAACUGCCUCAGUUAGGGCAGAGUCACCUAGGUUUACACGCAGGAUUAGCAGCAGCAGCGCGACACAGGCAGGAGCCCUGGCACUCUUCUCUCCUCAGUUAGUCCUCAGCAUAAAGUCAGGUCAGCAUUUCUUGUGCUUCAGGUCAUUAACAACUGAGGUAGAGGCAUUUUAUGUUGCUACAAGUUACUGUUUCUGUAGUACUGGGACUGAACGCAGGGCCCACUCACAUGUUAGACAAGCUCUACCACUGAGCCACCACCUUAGCCCUCUGUACAAUUUUGUAUUUUGAGACAUGGUCUUAGGACGUUGCCUAGGCUGGCCUUGAGUUUGUUCAGUGGCUGAGCCUGGUCUUCAGUUUAUAUUCUUGUCACCCAGGUAACCAGGAAUAAGGCCAGCCCUACCAGCCCAGGCUGCUUGAAGGUCUUUUAGGGAAGGGGUUUGGGGAGCAGGGUCUUAUGUGACAGAGUAGCUUCACACUUGCCAUGUAGCUGAAGGUGACCUCAAAUUCCUAGUGCUCUCCUGGGUGCUAGGAUUUUAGGUCUCUGUCAUCAUGACCAGCUAAGGACAGAAUUAGACCAGCAUGAACUUCUUCAAAAUUCAUGUGCAAGACAUUACUAUGGGAUUUUGUUGGUGUGCCUGUACUGAAAAAGCCAGUAGUAAGAUGGCCGACUCAGAUGUCUUAAGGGAGUAUCUCACUUCCCCAGUGAGAGACUUCAUGCAGAAGUUACAGUUGGGUUCCUUUGGAAUCUUGUUGAAGUGGUUUAGUCCAGGCUGGCCUCAUACUUGCAGUCCUGCCUCAGCCUACCUAAUGUUUAGAUUCCAUGGUGCACCAGUGGUCACCUCAGCUGUGAGGCAUGCAGGAAUAACAGACUCGAGCCAUCAGACUCUCUCCCUUCUGCCCUGACAGGACACCCUCAGGUGCACAUUCAGCCUGCUCUAGCCUACAUGCUGGGUGUUUUCCGUAUGUCCCAAACCUGUGUCUGUCAUGAGUGAGACUUGGUCUCAGCACACCGUUGUUCUUUCUCUUCUUGUAAUUACAUGUAAACUCUGUUUAGCCUUCAAAUCCUAGAUUGCAGAAUCUUUUGUCUCGGUGUUUGCAGUAAUGCUUUGCUGUUGCUGGCUUGGCACUGAACUUUGAUGCCCAUAAAAUCCUGGCAGACUUACGUCACUGGGGAUGAAUGUAAGCCUUGCACAAACUUAGAGCUAUUCACAUACGAUGAGCCUUCAGCAAGCUGCCCAGUCCUCAUGGCAGACUUACUUACCUGGCUGUAGCUGCUUCUUUCCUUUUGUUAAACCUCUAGCAAUCAAUGUAGAUUUAACUCAUCUUUUAGUUUUCUUAGGAAUCACGCAGACUUAACUUUCAGUUGGCCUCUCAAGGAAGAGAAAAGAAGUUGCUGCCAAUAAUUUCACAGCACAUUUUUGGCUUUGCACUGUGUUCUCUGUUCACCAUUGAAUGUGAAUAGCAUGGUCAUCGGGAGUUUAUGAUUGGAGAACAACAGUACUAGAGAUACAGCCUGUACUCUGUCUAAUGUGACUUGUCCCUUUCCUCUGCAGUUGGGGCUCACUGCUUCUUCCCUGCCUUAGGAGCCAUUGGGGGUCUGAGUGGGUCAGAGACAGUGUAUUUAGUUGACACUGUUAACUCACUGAUUAUGUGCUGUGCUUCAUUAUGUUAAGAGACCAAGUUAAUCAACGGUUAUACAGUACAUAGUCUUGCUAUGUGUUAAGCUCUGCCUCUUGGCUAGUAGAUGUCUAAAAUCUGGGGAAUAGCAUCCAAGAAGUACUAUUGUAUUUGGGGGUUACAAAAGCAGACCUAGACAAGUGUUCACUUGAAUGAUACCUGUUGGUCAGAAAGAUUUUAUUAAAAGAUUAUGAUCAUGUAAAAAUUACAGUCAGUACUCAACCCUUCUAGCAAAAUAUUUUUUUGAAAAAUAAACUAAAUGCCUUUAUAAA
Molecule: messenger RNA, 6005 nt
Organism: Rattus norvegicus (Norway rat)
Lineage: Eukaryota; Metazoa; Chordata; Mammalia; Rodentia; Muridae
Gene: Senp5
Product: SUMO specific peptidase 5
Biological process (GO): proteolysis
Cellular component (GO): nucleolus
Molecular function (GO): cysteine-type peptidase activity
Source: RefSeq, a predicted model, not a curated record